This is a messenger RNA of Acanthosepion pharaonis, 12876 nucleotides long. NCBI's taxonomy places the organism in Eukaryota, Metazoa, Mollusca, Cephalopoda, Sepiida, Sepiidae. The record is from the annotation of a GenBank genome assembly.
AUGCGCAAUCCUCAUUACGUUAUAUUCAUUUACGCGCAAAUCCUCUUGUUACGUUAUAUUCAUUACGCGCAAAUCCUCUUAUUACGUUAUAUUCAUUUACGCAAAUACCUUAUUAUGUUAUAUUCAUUUACGCGUAAAUCCUCUUAUUACGUUAUAUUCAUUUACGCGCGCAAAUCCUUAAUUAUGUUAUAUUCAUUUACGCGCAAAUCCUCUUAUUACGUUAUAUUCAUUUACGCGCAAAUCCUCUUUAUAUUCGUUACGCGCAAAUCCCUUGUUAUUAUAUUCAUUUACGCGCAAAUCACUCUUAUUACUAUUCAUUUACGCGCAAAUCUCUUAUUACGUUAUAUUCAUUUACGCGCAAAUCCCUUAUUACGUUAUAUUCAUUUACGCGCAAAUCUUAUUACGUUAUAUCAUUUUACGCGCAAAUUAUUAUUUAUAUUCGUUACGCGCAAAUCCUCUUAUUACGUUAUAUUCAUUUACGCGCAAAUCCUCUUAUUACGUUAUAUUCAUUUACGCGCAAAUCCCCUCUUAUUAUAUUCAUUUACGCGUAAAUCGCAUUACGUUAUUCAUUUACGCGCAAAUCCCCUUUUAUUAAUAUUCAUUUACGCGCAAAUCCCUUAUUACGUUAUAUUCAUUUUACGCGUAAAUCCUCUUUACGCGCAACUUACGUUAUAUUCAUUUACGCGCAAAUCCCCUUAUUACGUUAUAUUCAUUUACGCGCAAAUCCCUUUCAUUAUUAUAUUCAUUUACGCGCGCAAAUCCCCUUAUUACGUUAUAUUCAUUUACGCGCAAAUCCUCUUAUUACGUUAUAUUCAUUUUACGCGCAAAUCCUCUUGUUACGUUAUAUUCAUUUACGCGCAAAUCCUCUUAUUACGUUAUAUUCAUUUACGCGCAAAUCCUUAUUACGUUAUAUUCAUUUACGCGCAAAUCCUCUUAUUACGUUAUAUUCAUUUACGCGCAAAUCCCCUAUUAUUAUAUUCAUUUACGCUUACGCGCCGUCUUAUUACAUUAUAUUCAUUUACGCGCAAAUCCUCUUAUUACAUUUCAUUUACGCGCAAAUCCUCUUGUUACGUUGCCGUUCAUUUACGCGCAAAUCCUCUUAUUACGUUAUAUUCAUUAUUUUACGUUAUAUUCAGUUACGCAAAUCCUCUUACGCGUUAUAUUCAGUUACGCGCAACUUUCUUAUAUUCAUUUGUUAUGCGCAAACUUAUUACGUUAUAUUCAUUUACGCGCAAAUCCUCUCUUACGUUAUAUUCAUUUACGCGCAAAUCCCCUUAUUACGUUAUAUUCAUUUACGCAAAUCUUAUUACGUUAUAUUCAUUUACGCGCAAUCCUCUUAUUACGUUAUAUUCAUUUACGCGCAAAUCCCUUAUUACGUUAUAUUCAUUUACGUUAUAUUCAUUUACAAAUCCCCUUUAUUACGUUAUAUUCAUUUACGCGCAAAUUUAUUACGUUAUAUUCAUUUACGCGCAAAUCCUCUUGUUACGUUAUAUUCAUUUACGCGCAAAUCCUCUUAUUACGUUAUAUUCAUUUACGCGUUAUAUUUUACGCGCAAAAUCCCCUUAUUACGUUAUAUUCAUUUACGCAAAAUCCUCUUAUUACGUUUAUAUUCAUUUACGCGCAAAUCCUCUUGUUACGUUAUUUAUUCAUUUACGCGCAAAUCCCCUUAUUACAUUAUAUUCAUUUUACGCGCAAAUCCCUUGUUACGUUAUAUUCAUUUUACGUAAAUCCUCUUAUUACGUUAUAUUCAUUUACGCGCAAAUCUUGUUAUUUAUAUUCAUUUACGCGCAAAUCCUCUUUGUUACGUUAUAUUCAUUUACGCGCAAAUCCCUUAUUACGUUAUAUUCAUUUACGCGCAAAUCCUCUUAUUACGUUAUAUUCAUUUACGCGCAAAUCCUCUUAUUACGUUAUAUUCAUUUACGCGCAAAUCCCCUAUUACGUUAUAUUCAUUUACGCAUAAAUCCUCUUAUUACGUUAUAUUCAUUUACGCGCAAAUCCUCUUAUUACGUUAUAUUCAUCCCUUAUUACGCGCAAAUCCUCUUAUUACGUUAUAUUCAAUUACGCGCAAACUUUAUUACGUUAUAUUCAUUUACGCGCAAAUCCUCUUGUUACGUUAUAUUCUCAUUUACGCGCAAAUCCUCUUGUUACGUUAUAUUCAUUUACGCGCAAAUCCCCUUAUUACGUUAUAUUCAUUUACGCGCAAAUCCUUUAUUACGUUAUUACGUUAUUACGCGGCAAGUUACGCGUAAACUCCUUAUUACGUUAUAUUCAUUUACGCGUUAUAUUCAUUUGCGCCGUCCUCUUAUUACGUUAUAUUCAUUUACGCGCAAAUCCUCUUAUUACGUUAUAUUCAUUUACGCAAAUCCCUUAUUACGUUAUAUUCAUUUACGCGCAAAUCCCUUAUUACGUUAUAUUCAUUUACGCACCAAAUUACGUUUAUUCGCGCAAACUCUUAUUACGUUAUAUUCAUUUACGCGCAAAUCCUCUUAUUACGUUAUAUUCAUUUACGCGCAAAUCCUCUUAUUACGUUAUAUUCAUUUACGCACCAAAUCCUCUUUAUUACGUUAUAUUCAUUUACGCGCAAAUCCCUUAUUACUUAUAUCCAUUUACGUAAAUCCUCUUAUUACGUUAUAUUCAUUUACGUUAUAUAUUCAUUUACGCGUUAAUUCAUUUACCUCUUAUUACGUUAUAUUCAUUUACGCGCAAAUCCUCUUAUUACGUUAUAUUCAUUUACGCGCAAAUCCUCUUAUUACGUUAUAUUCAUUUACGCGCAAAUCCUCUUAUUACGUUAUAUUCAUUUUGCGCCGUCCUCUUAUUACGUUAUAUUCAUUUGCGCAAAUCCUCUUAUUACGUUAUAUUCAUUUUACGCGCAAAUCCUCUUAUUACAUUAUAUUCAUUGCGCAAAUCCUCUUACGUUAUAUUCAUUUACGCGCAAAUCCUCUUGUUAUAUUCAUUUACGCGCAAAUCUCUAUUACGUUAUAUUCAUUUUACGCGCAAAUCACUCCUAUUACGUUAUAUUCAUUUACGCGCAAAUCCUCUUAUUACGUUAUAUUCAUUUUACGCGCAAAUCCUCUUGUUACGUUAUAUUCAUUUACGCGCAAAUCCUCUUAUUACGUUAUAUUCAUUUUACGCGCAAAUCCUCUUUAUUACGUUAUAUUCAUUUACGCGCAAAUCCUCUUAUUACGUUAUAUUCAUUUUACGCGCAAAUCCUCUUAUUACGUUAUGUUCAUUUACGCGCAAAUCCUUCAUUACGUUAUAUUCAUUUUACGCAAAUCCCUUAUUACGUUAUAUUCAUUUACGCAAAUCCUCUUGUUAAUAUUCAUUGCUGGAAAUCCUCUUAUUACGUUAUAUUCAUUUACGCGCAAAUCACUCUUGCGCAAAUUUACCUCUUAUUACGUUAUAUUCAUUUACGCGCAAAUCCUCUUGUUACGUUAUAUUCAUUUUACGCGCAAAUCCUCUUGUUACGUUAUAUUCAUUUACGCUGGAAAUCCUAUUAUUCGUUAUAUUCAUUUACGCGCAAAUCCUCUUAUUACGUUAUAUUCAUUUUACGCGCAAAUCCUCGUUAUAUUCAUUUACGCAAAUCCUCUUAUACGUUAUAUUCAUUUACGCGCAAAUCCUCUUAUUACGUUAUAUUCAUUCAUUUACGCGCAAAUCCUCUUAUUACGUUAUAUUCAUUUACGCGCAAAUCCUCUUAUUACGUUAUAUCAUUUACGCGCAAAUUCUCUUUUAUAUUAUAUUCAUUUUACGCGCAAAUCCUCUUAUUACGUUAUAUUCAUUUACGCGCAAAUCCUCUCUUAUUACGUUAUAUUCAUUUACGCGCAAAUCCUCUUGAUACGUUAUAUUAUUUCAUUUACGCGCAAAUCCUCUUAUUACGUUAUAUUCAUUUACGCGCAAAUCCUCUUAUUACGUUAUAUUCAUUUACGCAAAUCCUCUUAUUACGUUAUAUUCAUUUUACGCAAAUCUCUUAUUACGUUAUAUUCAUUUACGCGCAAAUCCUCUUAUUACGUUAUAUUCAUUUACGCGCAAAUCCUCUUAUUACGUUAUAUUCAGUUACGCGCAAAAUCCUCUUAUUACGUUAUAUUCAUUUUACGCGCAAAUCCUCCUUAUUACGUUAUAUUCAUUUACGCGCAAAUCCCCUUAUUACGUUAUAUUCAUUUACGCGCAAAUCCUCUUAUUACGUUAUAUUCAUUUACGCGCAAAUACGUUAUAUUCAUUUACGCAAAUCCUCUUAUUACGUUAUAUUCAUUUACGCGCAAAUCCUCUUACGUUAUAUUCAUUUACGCAAAUCCUCUUGUUACGUUAUAUUCAUUUACGCGCAAAUCCUCUUAUUACGUUAUAUUCAUUUACGCAAAUCCUCUUGUUACGUUAUAUUCAUUUACGCACAAUCAUCCCGUUAUAUUCAUUUACGCGCAAAUCCUCUUGUUAUUUAUUUCAUUUACGCAAAUCCUCUUAACGUUAUAUUCAUUUGCGCGCAAAUCACUACGUUAUAUUCAUUUACGCGCAAAUCCUCUUAUUACGUUAUAUUCAUUUACGCGCAAAUCCUCUUAUUACGUUAUAUUCAUUUACGCGCAAAUCCUCUUGUUACGUUAUAUUCAUUUACGCGCGCAAAUCCUCUUGUUACGUUAUAUUCAUUUUACUUACGCGCAAAUCCUCUUAUUACGUUAUAUUCAUUUACGCGCAAAUCCUCUUAUUACGUUAUAUUCAUUUACGCGCAAAUCCUCUUACGUUAUAUUCGUUUACGCGCCGUCCUCUUGUUAUUAUAUUCAUUUACGCGCAAAUCCUCUUGUUACGUUAUAUUCAUUUACGCGCAAAUCCUCUUAUUACAUUAUAUUCAUUUAUUCGCGCAAAUCCUCUUAUUACGUUAUAUUCAUUUACGCGCAAAUCCUCUUAUUACGUUAUAUUCACUUACGCACCGUACGUUAUAUAUUCAUUUGCAAAAAUCCUCUUAUUACGUUAUAUUCAUUUUACGCGCAAAUCCCCUUAUUACGUUAUAUUCAUUUACGCGCAAAUCCUCUUAUUACGUUAUAUUCAUUUUACGCGCAAAUCCUCUUGUUACGUUAUAUUCAUUUACGCGCAAAUCCUCUUUUUACGUUAUAUUACGUUAUAUUCAUUUACGCAAAUCCUCUUAUAUACGUUAUAUUCAUUUUACGCGCAAAUUCUCUUGUUACGUUAUAUUCAUUUACGCGCAAAUCCUCUUAUUACGUUAUAUUCAUUUUACGCGCAAAUCCUCUUGUUACGUUAUAUUCAUUUGCGCAAAUCUCUUAUUACGUUAUAUUCAUUUACGCGCAAAUCCUCUUAUUACGUUAUAUUCAUUUACGCGCAAAUCCUCUUCAUUACGUUAUAUUCAUUUACGCAAAUCCCUUAUUACGUUAUAUUCAUUUUACGUCCUGUUAUAUUCAUUUACGCAAAAUCCUCUUGUUACGUUAUAUUCAUUUACGCGCAAAUCCUCUUAUUACGUUAUAUUCAUUUACGCAAAUCCUCUUAUUACGUUAUAUUCAUUUACGCGCAAAUCACCUUAUUACGUUAUAUUCAUUUACGCUGGAAAUCCUCUUAUUACGUUAUAUUCAUUUACGCGCAAAUCCUCUUAUUACGUUAUAUUCAUUUACGCUUCAUUUACGCACAAAUCCUCUUAUACGUUAUAUUCAUUUACGCGCAAAUCCUCUUAUUACGUUAUAUGUUGUUUACGCGCAAAUCCUCUUGUUACGUUAUAUUCAUUUACGCGCAAAUCCUCUAUAUUAUAUUCAUUUUACGCGCAAAUCCUCUUAUUACGUUAUAUUCAUUUACGCGCAAACUUACGUUAUUCAUUUACGCGCAAAUCCUCUUUUUGUUAUGUUAUAUUCAUUUACGCGCAAACUCACUCUUAUUACGUUAUAUUCAUUUACGCGCAAAUCCUUGUUACGUUAUAUUCAUUUACGCGCAACUAUUUAUAUUCAUUUACGCGCAACUUUCCAUUACGUUAUAUUCAUUUACGCGCAAACUCUUGUUACGUUAUUAUAUUCACUUACGCGCAAAUCCCAUUACGUUUUAUUUACGCGCAAAUCCUCUUAUUACGUUAUAUUCAUUUACGCAAAUCCUCUUGUUACGUUAUUACUUAGUUGCGCAAAUCCUUCAUUACGUUAUAUUCAUUUACGCAAUGUUAUAUUCAUUUACGCGCAAAUCCCUUAUUACGUUAUAUUCAGUUACGCGCAAAUUAUUACGUUAUAUUCAUUUACGCAAAUCCUCUUGUUACGUUAUAUUCAUUUACGCGCAAAUUAUAUCUUUAAUUUAGGCGUAAAUCUCUUAUUACGUUAUAUUCAUUUACGCGCAAAUCCUUCUUAUUACGUUAUAUUCAUUUACGCGCAAAUCCCUUGUUACGUUAUAUUCAGUUACGCGCAAACUUCUUAUUCAUUUAUUUACGCAAAUAAACGUCCGCGCAAAUCCUCUUAUUACGUUAUAUUCAGUUACGCAAAUCCUCUUUAUUACGUUAUAUUCAUUUACGCAAAUCCUCUUGUUACGUUAUAUUCAUUUACGCGCAAACUCUUGUUACGUUAUUUUUUUACGCGCAAAUUCUUAUUAAUAUUCCGCGCAAAUCCUUCAUAUUACGUUAUUUUACGCAACCUCUUGUUACGGCGCAACUUCUUAUUAUGUUAUAUUCAUUUACGCGCAAAUCCUCUUAUUACGUUACAUUCAUUACGCGCAACUAUUCAUUUACGCGCAAAUCAUAUUCAUUUACGCGCAAAUCCUAUAUUCGUUAUAUUUUUACGCGCAAAUCCUCUUAUUACGUUAAAUUUACGCGCAAAUCCUCUUAUUACGUUAUAUUCAUUUAUAUUCAUUUACGCGCAAAUCCUUAUUAUGUUAUAUUCAUUUACGCGCAACUUAUUACGUUAUAUUCAUUUACGCGCAAAUCCUCUUGUUACUUACGCGCAAAUCCUCUUAUUACAUUAUAUUCAUUUACGCGCAAAUCCUCUUAUUACGUUAUAUUCAUUUACGCGCAAAUCCUCUUGUUACGUUAUAUUCAUUUACGCGCAAACCUCUUAUUACGUUAUAUUCAUUUACGCAAAUCCUCUUAUUACGUUAUAUUCAUUUACGCGCAAAUCCUCUUAUUACGUUAUAUUCAGUUACGCGCAAAUCCUCUUAUUACGUUAUAUUCAUUUACGCCGCGCAAAUCCUCCAUUACGUUAUAUCUAUUUACGCGCAAAAUCCUCUUUACGUUAUAUUCAUUUACGCGCAACUUUAUUCGUUAUUUCAGUUACGCGCAAAUCCCCUUAUUACGUUAUAUUCAUUUACGCGCAAAUCCUCUUAUUACGUUAUAUUCAUUUACGCGCAAAUCCUCUUAUUAGGCGUUAUAUCUAUUUACGCGCAAGCAACUCUUAUUAUGUUAUAUUCAUUUACUCUUUAUUACGUUAUAUUCAUUUACGCGCAAAUCACUAUAUUCUUAUUAUUACGUUAUAUUCAUUUACGCGCAAAUCCUCUUGUUACGUUAUAUUCAUUUACGCGCGAAUCCUCUUGUUACGUUAUAUUCAUUUACGCAAAUCCUCUUGUUACGUUAUUAUAUUCAUUUACGCGCAAAUCAUUACGUUAUAUAUUCAUUUACGCAAAUCCUUCAUUACGUUAUAUUCAUUUACGCGCAAAUCCUCUUAUUACGUUAUAUUCAUUUACGCGCAAAUCCCCUUAUUACGUUAUAUUCAUUUACGCGCAAAUCCGUUAUAUUCUUUACGCGCAACCUUUGUUACGUUAUAUUCAUUUACGCGCAAAUCCUCUUGUUACGUUAUAUUCAUUUACGCGCAAAUCCUCUUUUACGUUAUAUUCAUUUACGCGCAACCUUCUUAUUACGCGCAAAUCCUCUUAUUACGUUAUAUUCAUUUACGCGCCCUCUUAUUACGUUAUAUUCAUUUACGCGCAAAUUCUUAUUACGUUAUAUUCUAUUUACGCGUAAAUCCUCUUAUUACGUUAUAUUCAUUUACGCGCAAAUCCCCUUAUUACGUUAUAUUCAUUUACGCGCAAAUCCUCUUAUUACGUUAUAUUCAUUUACGCGCAAAUCCCCUUAUUACGUUAUAUUCAUUUACGCGCAAAUCCUCUUGUUACGUUAUAUUCUUUACGCGCAAAUUAUUACGUUAUAUUCAUUUACGCACCAAAUCACUCUUAUUACGUUAUAUUCAUUACGCAAAUCCUCUUAUUACGUUAUAUUCAUUUACGCAAAUCCGUCCUUUACUCUUAUUACGUUAUAUUCAUUUACGCGCAAAUCCUCUUAUUACGUUAUAUUCAUUUACGCGCAAACUAAUCCUCUUAUUACGUUAUAUUCAUUUUACGCGCAAAUCCUCUAUUACGUUUAUAUUCAUUUACGCGCAAAUCCUCUUAUUACGUUAUAUUUCAUUUUACGCGCAAAUCCUCUUGUUACGUUAUAUUCAUUUACGCGCAAUUAUCCGCAAAUCUUAUUACGUUAUAUUCAUUUACGCGCAAUCCUCUUAUUACGUUAUAUUUCAUUUACGCGCAAUCCUCUUAUUACGUUAUAUUCAUUUACGCGCAAAUCCUCUUAUUACGUUUAUAUUCAGUUACGCGCAAAAUCCUCUUAUUACGUUAUAUUCAUUUUACGCGCAAAUCCUCUUAUUACGUUAUAUUCAUUUACGCGCAAAUCCUCUUAUUGGCGUUAUAUUCAUUUACGCGCAAAUCCUCUUAUUAUAUUCAUUUACGCGCAACCUCCUAUUCAUUUAUUCCAGUUACGCAAAUCCUCUUAUUACGUUAUAUUCAUUUACGCGCGUUACGUUAUAUUCAUUUACACGCAAAUCCUUGUUACUUAUUACAUUAUAUUCAUUUACGCAAAUCCUCUUAUUACGUUAUAUUCAUUUACGCGCAAAUCCCCUUAUUACGUUAUAUUCAUUUACGCGCAAAUCCUCUUAUUACGUUAUAUUCAUUUACGCGCAAAUCCUCUUAUUACGCGAGUAUAUUCAUUUUGUUGGCGCCGUACGCGCAAAUCUUUGUUACGUUAUAUUCAUUUUACGCCGCAAAUCCUCUUAUUACGUUAUAUUCAUUUUUACGCGCAAAUCCUCUUAUUACGUUAUAUUCAUUUACGCAAAAUCCUCUUAUUACGUUAUAUUCAUUUUACGCGCAACCUCUUAUUACGUUAUAUUCUUUACGCGCAAACGUUUACGUUAUAUUCAUUUACGCGCAAAUCCUCUUAAAUUACGUUAUAUUCAUUUACGCGUAAAUCCCUUAUUACGUUAUAUUCAUUUACUUAAAUCCUCUUAUUACAUUAUAUUCAUUUACGCGCAAAUCCUCUUUAUUACGUUAUAUUCAGUUACGCGUAAAUCCUCUUAUUACGUUAUAUUCAUUUACGCGCUUAUUACGUUAUAUUCAUUUACGCGCAAAUCCUCUUAUUACGUUAUAUUCAUUUUACGCAAAUCCUCUUAUUACGUUAUAUUCAUUUACGCGCAAAUCCCCUUAUUACGUUAUAUUCAUUUACGCGCAAAUCCUCUUAUUACGUUAUAUUCAUUUACGCGCAAAUCCUCUUAUUACGUUAUAUUCAUUUACGCGCAAAUCCUCUUGUUACGUUAUAUUCAUUUACGCGCAAAUCCUCUUAUUACGUUAUAUUCAUUUACGCGCAAAUCCUCUUGUUACGUUAUAUUCAUUUACGCGCAAAUCCUCUUGUUACGUUAUAUUCAUUUACGCGCAAAUCCUCUUGUUACGUUAUAUUCAUUUACGCGCAAAUCCUCUUAUUACGUUAUAUUCAUUUAUUUACGCGCAAAUCCUCUUAUUACGUUAUAUUCAUUUCCUCUUACGUUAUAUUCAUUUACGCGCAAAUCCUCUUAUUACGUUAUAUUCAUUUACGCAAAUCCUCUUGUUAUUAUAUUCAUUUACUCCUCUUAUUACGUUAUAUUCAUUUACGCGCAAUCCUCUUAUUAUAUUAUAUUCAUUUACGCGCAAAUCCCUUAUUACGUUAUAUUCAUUUACGCGCAAAUCCUCUUAUAUUCAUUUAUAAAUCAUUAUAUUCAUUUACGCGCAAAUCCUCUUAUUACGUUAUAUUCAUUUACGCGCAAAUCCUCUUAUUACGUUAUAUUCAUUUACGCGCAAAUCCUUUGUUACGUAUAUAUUUACGCGCGCAAAUCCUCUUAUUACGUUAUAUUCAUUUACGCGCAACCGCAAAUCCUCUUAUUACGUUAUAUUCAUUUACGCGCAAAUCCUCUUAUUACGUUAUAUUCAUUUACGCGCAAAUCCUCUUAUUACGUUAUAUUCAUUUACGCGCAAAUCCUCUUAUUACGUUAUAUUCAUUUACGCGCAAAUCCCUUAUUACGUUAUAUUCAUUUACGCGCAAAUCCUCUUAUUACGUUAUAUUCGCAUUUUAUUACGUCUUAUUACGUUAUAUUCAUUUUACGCGCAAAUCCCUUAUUACGUUAUAUUCAUUUACGCGCAAAUCACUCUUAUUACGUUAUAUUCAUUUACGCGUUCAAAUCCUCUUAUUACGUUAUAUUCAUUUACGCGCAAAUCCUCUUAUUACAUUAUAUUCAUUUUACGCAAAUCCUCUUAUUACAUUAUAUUCAUUUACGCGCAAAUCCUCUUAUUACGUUAUAUUCAUUUACGCGCAAAUCCUCUUAUUACGUUAUAUUCAUUUACGCGAAAAUUUAUUACGUUAUAUUCAUUUACGCGCAAAUCCUCUUAUUACGUUAUAUUCAUUUACGCGCCAAAUCCUCUUGUUACGUUAUAUUCAUUUACGCGCAAAUCCUCUUAUUACGUUAUAUUCAUUUACGCGCAAAUCCUCUUGUUACGUUAUAUUCAUUUACGCAAAUCCCUUAUUACGUUAUAUUCAUUUACGCAAAUCCUCUUGUUACGUUAUAUUCAUUUACGCAAAUCCUCAAUUACGUUAUAUUCAUUUACGUUAUUGUUCAUUUCAUUUACGCGCAAAAUCCUCUUAUUACGUUAUAUUCAUUUGCGCAAAUCCUCUUAUUACGUUAUAUUCAUUUACGCGCAAAUCCCCUUAUUACGUUAUAUUCAUUUACGCGCAAAUCCUCUUAUUACGUUAUAUUCAUUUACGCGCAAAUCCCUUAUUACGUUAUAUUCAUUUUGCGCAAAUCCUCUUAUUACGUUAUAUUCAUUUUACGCGCAAAUCCCUUAUUACGUUAUAUUUCAUUUACGCGCAAAUCCUCUUAUUACGUUAUAUUCAUUUACGCGCAAAUCCUCUUAUUACGUUAUAUUCAUUUACGCGCAAAUCCUCUUUAUUACGUUAUAUUCAUUUACGCGCAAAUCCUCUUAUUACGUUAUAUUCAUUUACGCUCUUAUUACAAAUUUACCUCUUAUUACGUUAUAUUCAUUUACGCGCAAAUCCCCUUAUUACGUUAUAUUCAUUUACGCGCAAAUCCUCUUAUUACGUUAUAUUUAUUUACGCGCAUCCUCUUGUUACGUUAUAUUCAUUUACGCGCAAAUCCUCUUGUUACGUUAUAUUCAUUUACGCGCAAAUCCUCUUAUUACGUUAUAUUCAUUUACGCGCAAAUCCUUACGUUAUUACGUUAUAUUCAUUUAUUCAUUUACGCAAAUCCCUUGUUACGUUAUAUUCAUUUACGCGCAAUCCUCUUAUUACGUUAUUUCAUUUACGCGCAAAUCCUCUUAUUACGUUAUAUUCAUUUACGCGCAAAUCCCCUUGUUACGUUAUAUUCAUUUACGCGCAAAUCCUCUUGUUACGUUAUAUUCAUUUACGCGCAAAUCCUAUUACUUAUUUCAUUUACGUUAUAUUCAUUUACGCGCAAAAUCCUUAUUACGUUAUAUUCAUUACGUUAUAUUCAUUUACGCGCAAAUCCUCUUAUUACGUUAUAUUCAUUUACGCGCAAAUCCCUUAUUACAUUAUAUUCAUUUACGCAAAAUCUCUUAUUACGUUAUAUUCAUUUACGCGCAAAUCCCUUAUUACGUUAUAUUCAUUUACGUUCUUUUUAUUAUAUUCAUUUACGCGCAAAUCCUCUUAUUACGUUAUAUUCAUUUACGCGCAAAUCCUCUUAUUACGUUAUAUUCAUUUGGCGCAAAUCCUUUAUUACGUUAUAUUCAUUUACGCGCAAAUCCUCUUGUUACGUUAUAUUCAUUUACGCGCAAAUCCUGUUAUAUUCAUUUACGCGCAAAUCCUCUUAUUACGUUAUAUUCAUUUUACGCGCAAAUCCUCUCUUGUUACGUUAUAUUCAUUUACGCGCAAAUCCUCUUGUUACGUUAUAUUCAUUUACGCGCAAAUCCCUUAUUACGUUAUAUUCAUUUACGCGCAAAUCCUCUUAUUACGUUAUAUUCAUUUUACGCAAAUCCUUUUAUUACGUUAUAUUCAUUUACGCGCAAAUCCUCUUAUUACGUUAUAUUCAUUUUACGCGCAAAUCCCUUAUUACGUUAUAUUCAUUUACGCAAAAUCCCUUUAUUACGUUAUAUUCAUUUACGCGCAAAUCCUCUUAUUACGUUAUAUUCAUAUUACGUUAUAUUCAUUUGUCUGAAUCCAAAUUACGUUAUAUUCAUUUACGCGCAAAUCCUCUUAUUACGUUAUAUUCAUUUACGCGCAAAUCCCUCGUUAUAUUCAUUUACGCGCAAAUCCUCUUAUUACGUUAUAUUCAUUUACGCGCAACCCCCCUUAUUACGUUAUAUUCAUUUACGCGCAAAUCCCUUAUUACGUUAUAUUCAUUUAUUUACGCAUUGCAAAAUCCCCUUAUUACGUUAUAUUCAUUUACGCGCAAAUCCUUGUUACUUAUUUUUUUUUUGAUACGUUAUAUUCAUUUAUCGCAAAUCUUUAUUACGUUAUAUUCAUUUACGCAAAUCCCCUUAUUACGUUAUAUUCAUUUUUUACGCGCAAAUCCUCAUUUACGCGCAAAUUUAUUACGUUAUAUUCAUUUACGCGCAAAUCCCCUUAUUACGUUAUAUUCAUUUACGCGCAAAUCCUCUUGA